UCAGUUACUUUAUACCUUCAGAGAAUACAAUAUAUAUAUAAUACAGUUCAACAGAACAUGGUCUACACUCAUUCUAAAUGCAAGGUGGUAUUUGGCAUAUUAGUGCUCAGCAUUAUACUCUUUUUAGCCAUGGCUCGGCCCCGUUCUUCGGAUCAUACAAUUUCAUGGAAGCAUAAUCAACCUGGAUUAAUUCAAAUUAACGCUCACUUGAAUACCAGUAAAACAAAGAAGAAACAAUCUUAUGGACCAAACCCGGAUAAAAAUAGGAGCAAUGCAACAGCCAAUGCAACAACUCAACAAGGAGUUACCAAGCAAGGAACUUCCACAAAAUUCAAAAGGAAAGCAGUCGUUAUCUUUUCUGCAAUGAGAACUGGUUCAACGUUUUUUGGCGAAUUUUUUAACCGAAAUCCCGAAAUUUAUUAUCUUUUUGAACCAUUGCAUGGUUUAUCUGAAAUGAACAUGGCGAAUACUAGAAAACUUCUUCUGGGGGACUUACUGCGUUGUGAUUACCGCAUUGCACCAAAGAUUUACUCGCACGGAUGUAGAGGUUGGAUAAAUUGUAAGAGUAAUAUAUGCUUUGCCGCCAGAAGUCAAUUCUUGCUUCGAAAUUCGAAACUAUGUUCUAAUACAUCUAACAAGUGUAAUGAAUAUUUUGAUCCAAGAAAGCUUGCUAAAAUCUGUCGACAGAGCUCAUACACAGCAAUAAAAGUCGUUCGCAUGAACAGUUUAGGAGAAUUUGAGGAACUGAUGACAGAACCCAAUAUUGAUUUGAAAGUCAUUCAACUUGUACGGGACCCAAGAGCUGUCGUUCUUUCUCAGCUAAAAAUGGAACACUCAUCAAAUUUGACUGAAUAUGCAGAAAAUCUGUGUACAUUCUAUCAUGAGAAUUUUCUUUAUACGAAAGCGUGCAUUAUGAGCAUGUACAACAAAAGCAAUCAUGAAAAUAAAGCUUAUAAAUGCAAUGAUACGGUUAAGCACUUAUGGAAGGGUAGAUUCCUGAGACUAUCUCACGAAUAUGUCAGUGAACAACCAGUUGACGCUUUACGAACCGUAGAAAAAUUCGUUGGAAUAAAUCAUAAUUCCGAAGUUGAAACUUGGCUUCGUAAGAACACACAUCAAAGUACCAAAGUUAUAAAAUUAAACAAGGCGGGAAUGCCUCAAAAUUUUUUUGGAACAUCAAGAGAUUCAAAGCAAGUUUUGACAAAAUGGCGAAAACAAGACUUUGCAGUCAUUGAUGGUAUACAAAACGUUUGCAGAAGCGCCAUGACUGAACUCGGUUACAUUGCGAUAAACACGGAUGCCCAACUUGGUAAUUUAUCCUUAUCAACUUACAACUUCGAAAAGCUGUUAAUAUUACCUAACAAUUUCCGAACUUGAGUGCAUAUAUGAAAAAACUUCUGUGAAUGAAGAGCAUUCAUAAAAUAAUACAGUGACGUUCAAAUAAAUGGACUGGAAAAAUGAGACUGUUGUUACACUUUCGACGAACCUGUCAGGACUUGAAGAAGUCGACUCGGGGAAAACCGAUGAGUAUGAUAUGGCAAAUUGUGAAAUGCGGAGUUGAAUGCUGGCAACAGAGAGCCCGGAAUAACUUUAUGGGAGAAAUUUUUAGACAAUGAUGUGUCAUCAACAACAAUUAAGCGAGAAUAUCGGUCGGAGACCGAAGACUUAUCGAUCGAAACUGCGGUUUCGUUUCAUGACUCUAUAGUGACACCGCGUAUCCCAUCACUAAUUAAUUAAUAACUUGCUAAU
Messenger RNA from Styela clava, 1749 nucleotides. Its product is annotated as carbohydrate sulfotransferase 1-like. Lineage: Eukaryota; Metazoa; Chordata; Ascidiacea; Stolidobranchia; Styelidae. Gene Ontology annotation, biological process: sulfur compound metabolic process; N-acetylglucosamine metabolic process. Gene Ontology annotation, molecular function: N-acetylglucosamine 6-O-sulfotransferase activity. The record is from RefSeq and is a predicted model, not a curated record.